Oryza sativa Japonica Group (Japanese rice) is the source of this 2624-nucleotide messenger RNA. RefSeq names its product zinc finger CCCH domain-containing protein 37-like. The record is from RefSeq and is a predicted model, not a curated record. Gene Ontology annotation, molecular function: metal ion binding. NCBI's taxonomy places the organism in Eukaryota, Viridiplantae, Streptophyta, Magnoliopsida, Poales, Poaceae.
AAAUUGUGAAUCGACAUUGUUGAUAUACCACAAGAUAUCAAUACUACUAGGUUGAACCCAAUAAAAUGCCCCCAUGUUCUUAAGUCUAAUUCUUAUAUUAUCCCCUUCUGAUAUCAAUCCAUCCGAUGUCCCAUUUAUGUCUAAGUGCUUCUUCUAGCUUGUGUAUGAACACAUGGAUAUCCUAUGAUGAAUUUUCAGCUUGUGUUAUUUGUUAUUGCUAUGCAUUAGAUAUUGUUGUCAAAUCCUUAUCUAUUUGUUAUCUAAAUUAUUCUAAUUUGUAUUGGUAUCCCAUCCCAUAUGGCAUCUAUGGAUUAUGUCUUCCAAUAUUUAUUGGCCUUUAUUUAUGAUGAUUUUACUUCUUCAAGAAAAAGGUAUGUGUUAUGUUGCAAGUGAUGUCCUUUAUCCUUCUCAAAUGUUUCCAAUUAUUUAUGCCAUAUUUAGAAUGUAGAGAAAAUAGAGGAAUUCCACAUGAAUCAAUUCAAUUCACACAUGCAUGAUUCAAGAAAAAUAUACCUUGUUUCUAACGGCAGGGUGCUAUAUAUACAACUUAAGUUUAUUAUAGUUCAUUUUAGUAUGUGCUUGAGUUAUACUUAGUUUGUUUGGCUAAACUUAGCUCAAUAUACCCAUGCAUUAGAAAUAAUUUAGUUCUUGUUAUAUAUGUCUAGUAAAACCAAGUUAAAAUGUGGAUCAAGAAAGAUUAUGAAAUAAGUUUUAUAAAUAAGUUCAACAUCAUUAUUGAAUACUCAAAAAAGAAAGGGAAAGGCAAAAAGGAAAAGGGCAAACAAACUAAUGAACAUUACCCAAUUUCAUGGACUUCUUGAUUUGGAAGCACAUGUGCCUUUACACGUUAAAUAAGACACUAUGUGACAAUGCGACAAAGCCAAUCUGAUUUGCUUUACUCGCAUAAAGAGAUGUUGUAUAUAAUAAUAAACACACUGAUCUCGAUCAUCCUCAUUGCAAAUCACAUUAGCUAAGGCAAAAACCUUACCUACCUAGUCAUCCCUACCAACCACAACAUGGAUAUAUACGAAAUCUCUCUCACAAAAGAGUCUCCUAUAAAUUAAAAGGAAGGGUCUAGAUGUCAGUUAAAGAAAUGCAAACAAACAAAAGUAUAUACAGUUUUGAAAGUAAAGUACAAAUGGGACAAAAAGGUCCUACUCAUUUCAAUAUGUAAAAAUCAAGCACCUACAUCACUAUAAAUGCAUCCAUCCCUCCCCAUAUCAAUACACCCAUCACCAUAACCCUCUCACAUCCUUCAUCAUGCAUUAGGACAUAUAGCCCUAUAUAUGCACAACAUUCAUACCAAUUAAUGUUUAGUUUCUAACAUGCAUCUAGCCUAGCAUUUUUCUUCUUCUUCUUCUUCUUCUUCUUCUUCUUCUUCUUCUUCUUCUUCUUCUUCUUCUUCUUCUUCUUCUUCUUCUUCUUCUUCUUCAAAGCACAUUGCAAACACAGGCUUAGCUUGCAUAUAUACAUUUUUUUGUGGCCAUGGCUAUGCAUCAUAUGCAUGAUGUUUUUGCACAGACGACGAGCAUCAUCGGCCAUGAAGAAGAAGAAGUAACCAUUGACCCGACCAAGUGGGGCGCAUGGGCUCAUCGUGGCCACCGUCUCUGGGCAUCCAUGUCGGAGGAUUUCUGGAUACACGUCUACAAGGUGCAGCGGUGCCCGCGGUCGUCCAGCCACGACUGGACGUCGUGCCCCUACGCGCACAAGGGCGAGCGCGCGCGGCGGCGCGACACGCGGCGCUUCGCGUACGCCGCCGUGUCGUGCCCGGACUACCGCCCGCGCGAGGCGGCGCCGGGCGCCGUGCCCAGCUGCGCCCACGGCCUCCGUUGCCGCUACGCCCAUGGUGUCUUCGAGCUAUGGCUGCACCCGUCCCGCUUCCGCACGCGCAUGUGCUCCGCCGGCACGCGGUGCCCUCGCCGGAUCUGCUUCUUUGCCCACUCCGCCGCCGAGCUUAGGGACGAUCCCAACUCCAUUGCGUCAGCCAUCCUCACACCGAUGCCAAUGCCGAUGCCGAUGUCGAUACCGAUGCGGACUCCUGAUGCUGAUCAUCAUCCCAGGGUUUCUGCUAUGCGUGAUCAGCUUGAUCUAAUCGAAGAGGCCAUGAGAAAUAGGCUUCGCUUGUAUUCUAAUGCUAAUGCUAAUGCUAAUGUUGGUUCUUCUUCUGCUACCGCUGUUGCUACCACCACCAUACCGGUGUCAACAUUGGCAAAUGGUGAGGGUUCAACUGGAAAAAGGUGUGGUUGCCGCCGUUGUGUGGAGGAGGAAGACGCUUUGCUCAAUGGCUACCCACAUUAUGAUCUCAUCAUGGACUUGGUGGAUGAAUAGAUGGGUGUGUUACAUACUCUUUUGCGAUGCAUUUGAAGGAGAUGACACAAGCUCGCAAAUUGCCAAAAUGGAGAAACUUGAGCGAUUUGGGAUGCUUUAAAAGUUGACACCCUAUACAUAUGGUGCUGGAUCAUGUAUCAUAUUUAUGCCAAUUUUUACUAGAAAAGUGUAUGCGUGUGCAUGCAUAUAUAAAAAUAUUUAUGAUAUUGUCGUCGGGCUAGCUCCGAGCCUAUAUAUCAAGUGGUAUCAUUUUCUUUACAAAUAUUUAUUUGGAAAAUUUAUGCUCUUUUUAUUUU